GCUCCCAUUUGAAACCGACCUUCAACCCAUGCCUCUGCAUGUUGGGAGGAAACCAGUGAGCAACAGCCAUAUUCUUCUAGCUUUGUGUGUGUGAGAGAGAGACCGAAGAGAGAGAAAGCAUAGUCCUGUACGUCCUAAAGCCCACUAAAAAACCUCUCUAACAAGGCCUAGUCUGCUUCUCUACAUCCAUACAGGGCGGCAUGAGCCACUGACCACUGGCUUAGAGAGAGAGAGAGAGAGAGAGGGAGGGAAGAGCAUGGGGAAGAAACAGGGAAAGAAGCAUGGGAAUAAUCAAAGGCGACCGUCUCGCUGUGUAGAAGAAGAUUCUCUCCCUUCUUCUGCCUAUGACCCAAACCAGAGAGAAGAAGAAGAAUCAGAAGAAGAGAGAGAAAAAUCAGCAGAAGAAGAAGGAGAGCAUAAUGGUCCUUAUUCGGAAGAUAAUCCUUCAAAGUUCCUCCUCUAUCAAAAGUCUGUUCAGUCACCAAAGGGAGAUAUUAGUUACCUGCAGAAGUUCUUUCUUACAUAUAUUGGGGGUCGUUUCCCGCUUCAUCUGCGAGAGGAUUUUUGUGGAACAGCUUUAUUGAGUGCAGAAUGGAUUCAUAGUGAUGCAAGGCGAACUGCCAUAGGAGUGGAUUUGGACCUUGAGGCACUAACGUGGUGCCUUGAAAACAACAUUAAAAAAGUUGGGUUUGAUGGGUAUUCAAGAAUCUUUCUCUACAAUGGAAAUGUCCUUCAACCUCACAAUGCCACCCUAGUCAAAUGUAGACUACCAGAUAGUAUCAACUCUAGUGAGACUUCUACAAAUGAAGUGGAUCCGAUAAAUGCCGACAAUAAUCCAGAUCCCAAAGAAAAAUGCCAGAAUCCAGCAAGGGAUAUUAUUUGUGCAUUUAACUAUAGUUGCUGUUGUCUUCAAAAGCGCGAGGACCUCGUCUUAUAUUUUAAGCAUGCGCUUAGUUCCUUGUCAAAGAAAGGCGGUAUAUUUGUUAUGGACUUGUAUGGGGGAACAUCGUCAGAGCGUCCACUAAGGAUUCAAAGGAGAUAUCCGAAUUUUACCUAUAUCUGGGAGCAAGAAGAGUUUGAUGCACUGAGUCGCACAACUAGGAUCAGCUUGCAUUUUAAUCUGGGCAAGAAGGGAACACUUAGACAUGCCUUCUCAUAUAAUUGGCGCCUGUGGAGCCUGCCAGAAAUUAAGGCUUGCUUGGAAGAGGCUGGGUUUCAACAUGUUCAUUUUUGGAUGAGACAGAUGUCAGAUACACAAGGAAGCAAAAACACUGAAUUCAACAGGGAUCAAGAAGCAAAAUAUGUUGAGGUCUCCUCUUUCAAACAAAGAGAUUCUUGGAAUGCCUACAUUGUUGCUGUGCCAUAAUGAACGCAAAACCAAAGAGCAUUAAGUGAAUUUUCUCAUUGCUUUUUAAGAGGAGUGUCAAUGGAGUGCCAAUUUUAUGGUCUUGGCUUUGAUAGCUUAUAUGCAAUCUUAAUUGUUUGCAAGUAGUUUGAAAACUGAUUCUCUCUCUCUCA
This is a messenger RNA of Amborella trichopoda, 1518 nucleotides long. RefSeq names its product S-adenosyl-L-methionine-dependent methyltransferases superfamily protein. NCBI's taxonomy places the organism in Eukaryota, Viridiplantae, Streptophyta, Magnoliopsida, Amborellales, Amborellaceae. The record is from RefSeq and is a predicted model, not a curated record.